AUAAUGUAAAAUAUUUCGGUCAAGUCUUAAGCAUGCCAUAAAUAUCUUUUAUUCAUGCCUGACCAAAAUUGUUUGUAAUCAUUUUAAAGUGCGUCGUAAAUAUUGCAUCAUACAAUGCUUGAAGAAGGACUUACCUUAUAGAAUACUCGGACGUUCACAAAGAUGAAACUUGCGCUUCUGUUUAUGUUGGGCGUCUUCUGCGGGGCUUCAGCAGACGAUCAUAAAAAUGGCGGAAAAUCACCCGACAUCGUUUAUCAGUGGAAUAUUGUGGAAUACGAGUGGCCAAACGAUACUUAUAAACAACAACAAAUUAAUAACACGAACUAUAUACCCAAAAAUAGUGCUAUAAAUGGAAUUAAACUUUACAACGGGACGGUCUAUGUUACCGUUCCACGACUGAAACCUGGAGUCCCAUCGACGCUUAAUGUAAUUAUUGACGCACCCGAAGGAAGCAAUGGUUCAAGUCAUCUGCUGCGGCCGUUUCCAAACUGGGAUAUGCAGGAACUGGGGAAUUGUGCGGCCCUGCAGCGUGUGCAGAGCAUGGAGAUAGACCCGAACACUGGCUAUAUGUGGAUCGUCGAUACAGGUUACAUAGCAAAGAUGCAGGAUGUAGGAGUGCAGCCAGUUGACUCUUGUCCCGCCAAGAUUAUCAUAUUCGACUUGAACAAGCAUGAAGAAGUUCACCGGUACAUCUUCCCUAGACUGACUGUAGGCUACGGUCUCUUCUAUCUUAACGACAUAGUUCUGGGCUACAGUGAGAAUGUUGCUAGAUACGCCUUCAUGUCGGACACUCUCGACUACAAGCUUGUCGUUUAUGACUAUAAAGAGGACAUUUCUUACGCUUACUCUCAUUCGAAUAUGAGAGCAGACGAAAAAUAUAUAAACAUUACUAUAUCCAACAUGACGUUGACCGGAAUAAUCACCGGGAUCAAUGGAAUUGCAAUGUCGCCAGACUUUAAGUACGUCUAUUACAGUUCCGUCGCAGGCGUUGGAUUGCACCAGAUAGAAACAUCCGUACUAACAUCUGCUAGAGGAAAUUCCGCGGCGUUUGCUGCGGCAGUUCGCACAAUCGGAGAAAAAGUCAGCCCUGGUGACGGCAUGACCUAUGGCUCCAAUGAUAAACUCUAUUAUUCAGCGCUUGGGCCAAAUGCCAUCUACGAAUGGGACAUUUCAAAAGACUUAGGUUCGUCCUUGGACUUCAAUACAGUUCCGUUGAUCAGCCAAUCAGAACUCGUGUCUGAUCCACGUAUGCAAUGGGUUGAUACGCUUGCACUGGACGAUAACGGGUUUCUGUGGUACACUACAAGUAGACUCAACAAGUUCUUCAGUUCUGACGGAAUCGUCCACCAUGAACCAAAUUUCUUCAUUUGGAAGAUAUAUGUUGGUGAUGAACAUUAUUUGUCGGUCAAACAAGACAUCCCUAUUCUUGCUGGUCAAUCAAACGUAGCCUCCAUUUUUAUAACCACAUUUUGCGUAGUUUCAGCGUUUGUUUUAUUGCUUUAAAAAGUUGACCUUUACUUGACACUGUUAACGUCUUUACUGCCUUUUGAAAUUAAUCAGACACUAACUUUGUCAUUGAAGUCAAAUUUUCCGCUUCAGAAAGGUAUUACAAACCGUGUUAGGUUUCAGAGUAAGGUGUAAAUUUAACACUAGUAGAUAAGUAAAUACAUUUGUCUUCUUUUCAUCUAUUUGAUUACAUAAAAUAAGUUGUUUGAACCUAUUAAAGUAUAUCCAUGAAAUUAACUUCGUUACAGUAGGCUGGACACCACUAAAACAUAUCUUCUGUACAAAACAUACUGCUAUUGGCGACCUUUUUUCAAAUAUUGAUGGUAUUUUACAACCAAACACAAAUGUACCCAGAAACUUUCUUUAUAUUUUGGACAUAUUUUAGAAAAAAAUAUACGUACCAAAUAAUAUUUGCUAGAGAAAAACUGUUUGAAAUAAAUGGCAUAAAAUGUGGACUAUAUUUUUAUGCUAAGUGCGGAAUAUUUGUGUAGUGGUUUUCAACCAUGACAGUAACGUAAUCUAGUUUACAUUCUUGUAAUAUAACAUAUAUUACUCAUCAUUCAUUUACGUUGAAGCUAUCAACUUUUCCUUACCAGCCGUACAUGUGUAAGUCUGAAUGAAACGAGCUAUAGGCAACAAACUAAGGGACACAAUAUCGUUAUUCGUCACGAAAUGUGAAAAAAUGGAAAUUGUCAAAUUGAUUUUGAAAAAGUUACUUGUCAAGGUGUUUCUCUCUAGUUGAGACAUUCGAUCUUUAAUAUUUUAUAUGAAAUAAUGUUAAUGUUCCAUAUGUGAAUUAUAAACCAUCAUCAAACUUAUGUCAUCUUAAUUUUGUAACAUCACUUAUAUCAUGAAAUUAAAUAAAAUGCAUAUCAUUAAUAUAA
Messenger RNA from Ruditapes philippinarum (Manila clam), 2390 nucleotides. RefSeq names its product protein yellow-like. The record is from RefSeq and is a predicted model, not a curated record. NCBI's taxonomy places the organism in Eukaryota, Metazoa, Mollusca, Bivalvia, Venerida, Veneridae. Bases 163 to 1503 code for a protein of 446 amino acids. The transcript is spliced from 3 exons.